Enterobius vermicularis (human pinworm) is the source of this 273-nucleotide messenger RNA. Lineage: Eukaryota; Metazoa; Nematoda; Chromadorea; Rhabditida; Oxyuridae. The record is from the annotation of a GenBank genome assembly.
AUGUUUUUAGUGUCGAAAGAUGCUGACGUGAGUGCAGUGGACGGGAAUCAGUUCGCGAGUUUGGUAAGACGGUUGCUUUUUUUGUGGUUGUCCGGGAGUGGAAGUGAGAGUGUUCGAUAUGCGAAAGAAGAAGAAUUGGAGAAAAAUGAAAUGGAGAACUUAUCACUGGGAAAACUUUGGAAGAUAUUUUUAAGAGAUGAGGAUGUUUGCGUUUUGAUAGACGUUGGAUUGUACUGGUCUUUAGACUUGUUUGAGAAUAUCAUGAGAGAUUAA